Molecule: messenger RNA, 3522 nt
Organism: Lachancea dasiensis
Lineage: Eukaryota; Fungi; Ascomycota; Saccharomycetes; Saccharomycetales; Saccharomycetaceae
Source: the annotation of a GenBank genome assembly
AUGUCUAAGCUAGGUGGUUUAAGGGACAGCUCCAACCUUUUAGGUGAGAAGAAUAAGCUUCUGGUUGCUAACAGAGGUGAGAUUCCAAUUCGUAUCUUCCGCUCGGCCCAUGAGCUUUCGAUGAAGACCGUUGCAAUUUACUCGCAUGAAGACAGGCUCUCCAUGCACAGACUAAAGGCGGACGAAGCGUACAUGCUGGGCCCUGAGGGCAAACACACUCCAGUAGGCGCAUAUUUGGCAAUUGACGAAAUUAUCAAAAUUGCCAAGGAACACAAGGUGGACUUCAUCCAUCCAGGUUAUGGGUUUUUGUCUGAGAACUCAGAGAUGGCGAGAAAGGUAAAGGAAGCUGGUAUUACAUGGGUGGGACCGCCGGCUGAAGUGAUUGACUCAGUCGGGGACAAAGUGUCUGCCAGAAACUUGGCUGCCAAGGCUAAAGUUCCAACCGUGCCAGGUACCCCAGGUCCUAUCGAAACAGUCGAGGAGGCGCAGGAGUUUGUGGCACAGUACGGAUACCCGGUUAUCAUCAAAGCCGCUUUCGGUGGUGGUGGUAGAGGUAUGAGAGUGGUCCGUGAAGGUGACGAUAUCUCAGACGCCUUUCAACGUGCUACUUCGGAAGCCAAGACCGCUUUCGGUAACGGUACCUGUUUCAUCGAGAGGUUCUUAGACAAGCCUAAGCACAUCGAGGUUCAAUUGCUAGCGGAUGGAUACGGCAAUGUGGUACAUUUGUUUGAGAGAGACUGCUCCGUGCAAAGAAGACAUCAAAAAGUCGUCGAAGUGGCUCCUGCCAAGACUUUGCCAAAGGACGUCCGCGACUCUAUCUUGACGGAUGCUGUGAAACUGGCCAAAGAAGCAGGCUACAAAAACGCUGGUACUGCCGAAUUUUUGGUUGAUAACCAGAACAGACACUACUUCAUUGAAAUCAACCCUAGAAUUCAAGUCGAACACACUAUCACAGAAGAAAUUACAGGUAUUGACAUCGUUGCUGCUCAAAUUCAAAUUGCCGCAGGUGCCUCUUUGCAGCAACUAGGCCUUCUCCAAGACAAAAUCACCACGCGUGGGUUUGCCAUUCAGUGCCGUAUAACUACUGAGGAUCCAGCCAAAAAUUUCCAACCAGACACUGGCCGUAUCGAAGUUUACCGUUCUGCCGGUGGUAACGGUGUCAGACUUGACGGUGGUAAUGCUUACGCGGGCUCCAUCAUCUCCCCUCACUACGAUUCGAUGUUGGUGAAAUGUUCUUGUUCGGGCUCGACCUAUGAAAUUGUUCGCAGAAAGAUGCUUCGUGCAUUGAUCGAAUUCAGAAUCAGAGGUGUUAAGACAAACAUCCCAUUUUUGUUGACGUUGUUGACCAACCCGGUAUUCAUCGACGGCUCCUAUUGGACCACGUUUAUUGAUGACACGCCUGAACUGUUCAAAAUGGUCUCAUCUCAAAACCGUGCUCAGAAACUGCUUCACUAUUUGGCAGAUUUAGUUGUGAACGGCUCCUCUAUCAAGGGCCAAAUGGGCUUGCCCAAGUUGCACACUCCCCCAACAGUCCCGGCGCUUCAUGACGCACAGGGCCAGGUUAUUGACGUUCUUGCUCCACCACCGGCUGGCUGGAGACAAGUCCUUCUUGAACAAGGUCCAGAGGCUUUUGCCAAAGCUGUUCGUCAAUACAAGGGUACUUUGCUCAUGGACACUACAUGGAGAGAUGCUCACCAAUCUUUGUUAGCUACCAGAGUCCGUACCUACGACUUGGCUGCAAUCGCACCAACUACCGCUCACGCCCUAUCAGGUGCUUUUGCCCUAGAAUGUUGGGGUGGUGCUACCUUUGACGUUGCUAUGAGGUUUUUACAUGAAGAUCCAUGGGAGCGUUUGAGACUUUUGAGAAAACUUGUUCCAAACAUUCCUUUCCAAAUGUUGUUGCGUGGUGCCAACGGAGUUGCCUACUCUUCUUUACCAGACAAUGCCAUUGACCAUUUUGUUAAGCAAGCUCAGGAAAAUGGUGUCGAUAUUUUCAGAGUGUUCGAUGCCUUGAAUGACCUUGAGCAAUUGAAGGUUGGUGUAGAUGCUGUUAAGAAGGCCGGCGGUGUCGUUGAAGCUACUAUUUGUUACUCCGGUGACAUGCUGCAACCGGGUAAGAAGUACAAUUUGGAUUACUAUUUGGAAAUUACCGACAGGGUUGUUGCCAUGGGUACACAUAUUUUGGGUAUCAAGGAUAUGGCUGGUUUAUUGAAACCAUCUGCAGCCAAACUAUUGAUCGGAUCCAUUAGAGCCAAAUACCCUGACUUGCCAAUUCACGUGCAUACUCACGACUCCGCUGGUACUGCUGUUGCAUCGAUGGCUGCUGCAUCUAUUGCUGGUGCUGAUGUUGUUGAUGUCGCAACCAACUCUAUGUCUGGUAUGACCUCUCAGCCUUCCUUAAAUGCCUUGCUUGCAUCCUUGGACGGUGAAAUUGACACUAAUGUUGACGUGUCUUUAGUCCGUGAGCUAGAUGCCUACUGGGCCCAAAUGAGAUUGUUGUACUCUUGUUUCGAGGCUGAUAUUAAGGGUCCAGAUCCAGAAGUAUACCAACAUGAAAUUCCAGGUGGCCAGUUGACAAAUCUACUGUUCCAAGCUCAACAAUUGGGUCUUGGAGAGAAGUGGGCAGAAACAAAGAAGGCCUACAGAGAAGCCAACUACUUGUUGGGUGAUCUGGUAAAGGUUACUCCUACUUCUAAGGUCGUUGGUGACCUUGCUCAAUUCAUGGUUUCUAAUAAAUUGACUUCCGAUGAUGUUAAGCGCUUGGCCUCGUCUCUAGAUUUCCCAGACUCAGUCAUGGACUUUUUCGAAGGUCUAAUCGGCCAGCCAUAUGGUGGAUUCCCAGAGCCAUUGAGAUCUGACGUGUUAAGAAACAAAAGAAGAAAGCUCACAACUCGUCCUGGUUUGGAACUAGCUCCUUUCGAUUUGACACAGAUCAAAGAGGAAUUGCAAGACAGAUUUGGCGACAUUGACGAGUGCGACGUGGCCUCUUACAAUAUGUAUCCAAAGGUUUACGAAGACUUCCGUAAGAUUAGGGAACUUUACGGUGACUUGUCUGUGCUGCCAACAAAGAACUUUUUGUCACCUCCUACUGUUGGUGAAGAGAUUGUUGUUACAAUUGAGCAAGGUAAAACUUUGAUCAUCAAACCUCAGGCUAUUGGGGAACUAAACAAGGAAACUGGUCACAGAGAAGUUUAUUUUGACUUGAACGGUGAAUUGAGAAAGGUUUCAGUUCUAGAUAAGUCGCAAAAGAUCGACACAGUCUCUAAGGUUAAGGCCGAUGCUCACGAUCCAUACCAGGUUGGUGCACCAAUGGCUGGAGUUGUUAUUGAGGUCAAGGUUCACAAGGGAUCUCUGGUCAAGAAGGGCCAACCUGUCGCUGUUUUAAGCGCAAUGAAGAUGGAAAUGGUCAUUUCGUCACCAAGUGACGGCCAAGUCAAGGAUGUUCUUGUCAAGGAUGGUGAAAACGUGGAUGCCUCGGACUUACUAGUGUUGUUGGAGGAAUCUGUCCCACCAAAGGAGUGA